Mirounga angustirostris (Northern elephant seal) is the source of this 957-nucleotide messenger RNA. Its product is annotated as olfactory receptor 10A4. Gene Ontology annotation, cellular component: membrane. Gene Ontology annotation, biological process: G protein-coupled receptor signaling pathway. Gene Ontology annotation, molecular function: G protein-coupled receptor activity; olfactory receptor activity. NCBI's taxonomy places the organism in Eukaryota, Metazoa, Chordata, Mammalia, Carnivora, Phocidae. The record is from RefSeq and is a predicted model, not a curated record.
AUGUCUGGCUCUGCGCCAACAGUGAGUGGAAAUCAGUCCGUCUGUACCACAUUCACAUUUGUAGCUUUUUCCUCUCUAGCAGAGUUACAGCCUGUGCUCUUUGUUGUGUUCUUAGUCAUUUACUUGUUUACUGUGGGAGGAAACCUCAUCAUCAUCUCCCUGAUCUGGGUCAUCCCUUCCCUGCACACUCCCAUGUAUUUCUUCCUGGUUAACCUCUCUUUUCUGGAGAUCUGCUACAUUACCAGUGUGGUGCCUCGGAUGCUAGUGGACCUGCUGGUGGCGACCAACACCCUAAGUGUGGGUGGCUGUGCAGCUCAGAUGUACAUAUUUGCCAUCUUGGGACUGACAGAAUGCUGCCUGCCAGCAGCCAUGGCUUAUGACCUCUUUGUAGCUAUUUGUUACCCACUGCAUUAUACUCUCCUGAUGGGUCCUUGCGUGUGUUUGAAAUUGGCUGCAGCAUCUUGGACAACUGGGGUGGUGGUGGAGUCAACCCAGAUCACCUGCAUCUUCAGUCUGCCCUUCUGUGGAACAGGAAAGAUUCAUCACUUUUUUUGUGACGUCAUGGUUGUAGGGAAACUGGCUUGUGUUGAUACCUCCCACAUUGAGACUGUGAUGCUCGCUGUCUCCGUGCUCUUCAUUAUGAAUCCCUAUUUGCUCAUCCUGUGCUCCUACCUGCGAAUUCUUGUAACCAUCGUGAGAAUCCCCUCAGCAACUGGCAGACGCAAAGCUUUCUCCACCUGUUCAUCUCAUAUCCUGGUUGCUUCUCUGUUCUAUGGCAUGUUCACUUAUCUUCAACCAAAGACUGCACACAUUCCAGAAACAGACAAAGCAACUGCACUCAUGUACACAGUGGUCACACCUGCUCUGAAUCCUGUUAUCUAUACCUUGCAGAACAAGGAAGUAAAGGAAGCCUUUCAAAGGGUAACACAGAGGAAUCCUCUUAGACAAAUGGCCUAA